Sclerotinia borealis F-4128 is the source of this 717-nucleotide messenger RNA. Lineage: Eukaryota; Fungi; Ascomycota; Leotiomycetes; Helotiales; Sclerotiniaceae. The record is from the annotation of a GenBank genome assembly.
AUGGGCGACCCAAGAGUCGAAGCAGUCCUCGACAAGAUACAUGCAUCAGAAAUGCGAGAUCUUUUGAAGACAUUGUGUAGGCAUGGAAAGUUCGUGGUCAAGGUUUCAAGCGGUGAAAUCGAGAUUGAUGGCCGUAACAUUAUCAUCAAGAAAGAUUUUAACUUCAAGUCAAGCAAUGAUGUAGAAGAGAAGGAUGAAAAGGAAGACACAGAAGGAGGGUUGGGAAACAGUUCGCUGGAUGGAGUUGAUGAGGAUGGAGUUGAUGAGGAUGGAGUUGAUGAGGAUGGAGUGCCAGAUGUUGAAGAUGAGAAAGAAGACACCGAAGAAGGUUCGGAAAGCGACUCAUUGGAAGAAUUUGAUGAGGAUGACGUGCCGGCUUUGUCGAAACAGCAAAUACAGGAACUCAUUUCGUCCAAGAAGAGGAAGCUCCAUAUGUUCAAGUGUGAGCAUUGCAAAGAGGAAUUCGAUAUCGAAAACAAUUGGAAACGUGAUUGUUGGUAUCAUCCAGGAGAGAAAGAUGUGGACGACGAAUCUGAUUUUUGGGAUGACCAUGAUGAGCAAUCCCAUGGAGACCCAUCGCUUCGUGAAGAUGAUCCAGAUUUCGCUGAUGGGUUUAUCUGGGAUUGUUGUGAGGGCUCAGGGAGUGCCACGGGUUGUAAAAAUACGAGGCAUAAAGUGACAGAAGAAGGAAGUGGUAGUAAAAGAGCCAGAUACUGA